CCGGGCAGCCCGAGAAUCGUUCUUGGAACCUGACCUUUAUUGGCUGUGCUCACAAUGGAAUCCGUUAAGCGCGGUAGCGAGACUCCUGGGGCAGGCGGUUCGGCGCCGCAAUUUUCAAGAACGGUUUCUUAUAUAUGCGGAGAAUGCCGAGCAGAAAAUGAGAUCAGACCGCGUGAAUUAGUUCGAUGUUUAGAAUGUGGGCAUCGUGUUUUGUACAAGAAGCGUUCGAAACGAAGACCCGUCGUCGCUUCAGUGGUGGUCCCGACUGGAUUCGCUCAUGGUUCACUAAGCCUGCGUGACUCAGGCACUGGCAACCGCAUGUGCUUUAGCACCACACACUCGAUAUCUUUGGAGUACAACCCAUCGGCGCCUGUCGCUUCUUUUCUGCAUGCACGAGGGCUUUCUCUUGCACAACGGCCCUGGUGUUCAGAUCGCGCCAUGCACGACGAUCAACUGCUUUCGAUUCCCAUCACUUGCCAACAGACAAAGAGCCAUCCAGAAUCAUGGAAAUCAAAUGAGCGUUUUUGAAGCACGGUGAUUCCACGGACUUGGUAUGGAGCCCUUGUAAGCAAUAUAAAUCUUCUACUUCCGCACAACCUGGUGACCUCGCCCGCGCUUCCCGGAUCGCUCCCACCAGCCUAUUCGAACGAUUUGGAGUUUUUAACUGUUUGUGUAAAUAUAAAUCAGACUCAUUC
Molecule: messenger RNA, 695 nt
Organism: Dicrocoelium dendriticum
Lineage: Eukaryota; Metazoa; Platyhelminthes; Trematoda; Plagiorchiida; Dicrocoeliidae
Source: the annotation of a GenBank genome assembly